AGGAAAACGAAACUUAAAGCUGAGGACGUCUGUCACCGUGUUUCCACUUUGUGGGUUUCCCCCUUUUUGCAAUCGUUAAGCAACUUGUCCGUCUUUUUAUAAGCGAGCGACAAACCAGGAGUUUUCACUGCGGGAAUAACCUCGACCAGGAAGACUCUGCACGCUGGAAAAUCUUUUUGCUCAAAGUAAACUAACAGCCACAGUUUAGCUGUUGCUAUCAUCCAUAGUCUGUGCUUACUUUACCUGUUUACUCCAACACUCCUGUCACGCUCUCGCUUAAAGUCAUCCGAUCAUUGGGAAAAAGUCGUUCCCACUUUUGUUUCAGCUGUUCAGGUGCUCUCAGUGUGCAUUCGGCCUGACCUGACUUUACAUCAGGCCCUGCUGUUUGUGCUAGAGGACGUACGCUCAUACAGAAGCUGCACAGCCAGCUGCAACGGCCCCCUUCACACUCAACCCCUGCGCUAUGAGCAGAGGUAGAGGAGGGCCUUCCAGAGAACACUAUCACAGGCAUCCACCACCGGACCUCCAGUCCAAGGAGAAUUACCACAGAUCUGGUCCGUCCCCACACUUCCCAAGACCUGGCCCACAGCAGGCCCCAUAUUCGAAUUACUACCACAGCCCUGGCCACCCCGUAGUGCCCAUACAGCCCCCAGCACCUGCUCUUAUUCCCUCCGCUCCACCCAUUCCAAACUACAAUAAAGUCGCCCAUAACAGCUCGCAUCAGAACCACGGUCCCAUUCCUGCUCCCAAUUCUUUUCAUUACCAACAGAUUGACUUCCUGAGAGGACAGCGCUUUCAGGCGCCACAAUUCAGAGCAAAUCCACGUGGAGGGGGAGGAGGAGUGGGACCUUCCUCAUACCAGCCCCAGUCAGGCUAUAGUAGAUAUCCAAACCCCAACAGCAGCCCCAGGGACAGAGGGGGGUACAAUCAGGACUACAGUUUUGGAUACUCACCCAGUAUAAGACCCCCACGAGGGACCCCAGGAGGCCCUCGACACCUGAAUCAAAACCAAUUACAAGCUCAAAGCCACAACCAAUACCCCAGCAGACAAUGUUGCGGCGAAACAGACUCUCUGUCUGAGAAUUUUCAGAGUUUGUCCCUUUAUCGAGACCGGCCCAACAGGGCAGGAGAAAGGUUUGACAGACAUUCUGCAUCCAGUAGCUUGGCAAAUUCGAGCUUUAAUAUCACUCUUACUCCUGACGUCCAGGAUCAUAUUUACAGGGCUUUGGCUUUUUUGAAGCCCAAUGAGGCUAUCUCUGCAAAAUUGUUAGCUAAAAAGCUGCGUCUGCCCAAAAAGAUUGUCAACAAGGCUCUGUAUUCUUUGGAGCGCUCGCAGAAAGCCUCCAAACAAGGAAUUCAUCCUCCUGAGUGGGCUCUUUACAGAGAGGAAGAAGUACAAAGUCCACCUUCCUAUCUGUGUGUCAGUGCUGAACACCCUCCUGAAGCCAAGGUUGAGCUAAAAACAGAAACAACAGAAAACUUGGGACAAAUCAUAGAAGAGGACUCUGACACAGAAUCCAGCUCUUCUAACUGCUCCUCUUUAGAGUCAUCUGACUCUGAAGAAUCCCAGUCACCAGGAAAAGGUCAGCAUCAGGAGCAGCAACAUCCCGGCACUAGCGGCUCCCCUGAUCAGGAACUUAAGCUCCCCACAAUGGCAGAUCAGAAGGAGCUAGUUCUGCGGUACCUCCUGCAUUCACAGGAGGCGACUGCUCUCGUCAUAGCGAAAAAUCUGGGUCUUAGGACUACCAAGCAGGUCAAUCCCACCCUCUAUGCCCUGGAGAAGCAAGGUGAAAUCAUUAAAAACGGAGAAGUCAACCCUCCCACCUGGGAGCUCUCCACCCGGCGCAGAGAGAGGAUGGAGAGGAGCAUUAAAGCUGCACAGAGCACCCCAGCCGAGGGGGUUCAGAUGGAGGUAGGACCCAGCAGAGAUGAGAAAGGAGGAGGAUCUGUCUUUCUGCCAUCACCGCCACUACCACCAAUAGCAGGCCUCGAGCCACAGCCACUUCCGGAGGGUUGGAUGCCAGAGCAAAGUCAUAGUGAAGCGUCCGAGACCUCCCUUCAGCCUCCCUCCUCUACCUCAAUCAAAGAAGAAGAGACCAAUGAAGGACAGUGGGCCACUGACGACAUCCCAGAAUUCCUCAACGCCAUUCGCAGAGAGACAGAUGCUGGUAAACUGGCAGCAGAGAAGGCCAACGCUGUGGGAACAGUGGCUGUGUCGUUGGCCGCUCCACCUCCCCAGAACCUAUGGGCCAAACUACAGGAGGUGAGGAUGAAGAACCCCGUCAGCGGCCUCAUGGAGUAUGCCCAGUAUCUGGGCCAGAACUGUGAAUUCCUGCUCCUCGACCAGUCAGGACCCUCUCAUGACCCAAGAUUCCGUAUGCAAGUGAUGCUCAACGGGAAGCUGUUUCCUGUCGCAGAAGCUUCCAGUAAGAAGGUUGCAAAAAAAGACGCUGCUGCGGCCACCCUGCGCAUUCUCAUGGGAGAGAUGCAGGGAGGGGCGAGCACAGGGGACGAGGGAAAUACUGCCAGUACGGAUCAAGAUAUGGAUCUACUCCAAGACACCAGUGGGUCAACUGAAAGCAAAGGGGGAAGUUGUGGGACUGGUAGUGUGGAAGGGAUAGGGAUGUCGGAGGGACCUCGCCAGCCACUGUCGCGCUCUCUGCCUGGUGGGAAGAAUCCGGUGUCUGUCCUGAUGGAGUACAGCCAGCGCAGCGGGAACCCCAUCGAGUUCAUCAUCACUGGCCAGGCAGGUCCACCACAUGACCCAAGGUUCAUGUACAGGGUGAAGGUUGGCGAGAGCUUGUUUUCAGAGGCCUCGGCUCCAAGCAAAAAGGCAGCACGCCAGCUGGCUGCAGAGGAGGCGGUCAAAGAAUUAAUGGCUGGUGGAAGAUUGCAGCUCAACAAGCCUCAGUUGCCCCUGGGCUCUUCCAGAGACAGUGAUGGCAGUGGUUCUGGGACUACAUGUCCCUCUUUGCCCCCUCUCACAGCAGAUGAGUUGCGAGCAGCACACGAGGCAGGCGUUGGGGACCUCAUCAACCACCUGAACAACAACGCAGUGUCUGGUCUUCUGGAGUACGCUAGAGCCCGCGGCUUUGCUGCUGAGAUCCGACUUGUGGGUCAGUCCGGGCCGCAACAUGAGCCUAAGUUCACCUACCAGGCCAAGUUGGGCGGACGCUGGUUCCCUCCGGUGUGUGCGUCCAACAAGAAGCAGGGAAAACAGGAAGCAGCAGAUGCUGCUCUCCGGGUUCUGAUUGGAGAGGCUGAGAGGGCAGCCCGCACUGGGGAGCUUAUCCCAGCUGAGCUUCCAGUGAGUGGCAGCACUUUGCAUGACCAGAUAGCAAUGUUGAGUCACCAGCGCUUCAACGCCCUGACCACACGUAUCCAGCACAGUCUUCUGGGACGCAAGAUUCUGGCCACCAUCGUCAUGAGGAGGGGGGAGGGCCUGGGGACUGUUGUCAGCCUCGGAACUGGAAAUCGCUGUGUUAAAGGGGAGGAGCUGAGCCUUAAAGGCGACACUGUUAAUGAUUGCCACGCUGAAAUCAUCUCCAGAAGGGGAUUUGUUCGGUUUCUGUACAGCGAGCUGCUUAAGUACUAUGAUGGCACAGACGACAGUAUAUUUGAGCCAGCAGAGAAAAACAAACUGCAAAUCAAACCUGACAUCACCUUUCACCUCUACAUCAGUACGGCGCCUUGUGGGGACGGCGCCCUGUUUGACAAGUCAUGCAGCGAGGCGGGGGAUGAAGGCCAGGGCCAUCAGCCUCUGUUUGAAAAUGCUAAACAGGGCAAGCUCCGCACCAAAGUGGAGAACGGAGAGGGCACAAUCCCGGUGGAGUCGAGUGCUAUUGUACCCACCUGGGACGGCAUCCAGCAUGGUGAGAGGCUGCGAACCAUGAGUUGCAGUGAUAAGAUCCUGCGCUGGAACGUGUUGGGUCUGCAGGGGGCGCUGCUCAGCCAUUUCCUGCAUCCCAUCUACCUGAAGUCCAUCACGCUUGGCUAUCUGUACAGCCACGGGCACCUGACACGUGCUGUUUGCUGUCGGCUGGCCAGAGAUGGCGACGCUUUCUCCCAAAGUCUCCCUUCUCCUUUCAAGCUAAACCACCCGGAGGUGGGCCGGGUGAGUGUAUACGACUCCACGCGUCACACGGGCAAGACCAAGGAGUCCAGUGUAAACUGGAGCUUUCCAGAUCAGCACAGUGUGGAGGUGCUGGACGGGACCAAAGGAAAACUGGAUGGGAACAAAAUGAGCGUGUCCAGGGUGUCCAAGUCCAACCUGUUCGGUCUGUUCCACUCUCUGUGCCAGCGGUGCGGCCGCACAGACCUCCUCGCCCUGCCUUCCUACUCGCACGCCAAGAUGUCCGCCAUGUCCUUCCAGCUAGCAAAGCAGCACUUUUUCCGAGCUCUUGGCGUCCACGGUUACGGCGCUUGGAUCGGCAAGCCCCUGGAGGAGAAAAGUUUUGAGGCAGGCGAGGGAAUUGGGAACAAUGGGGCGAGUGUCCCCGUGGCUUACAGUAGCAGUAGGAACGGAGGAGUGGUGGAGUACAAACAAGAGGAGGCAUAGAAUAGUGGAGGGUGUAUUAAGUGUGUAAUAUAAAUAUGUGUGGGGAGGGGGGUGGGGGGGACACAAGACAAGGGCAGAUUGAAGGAGUGGAUGUGAAGGGGGCGAAAAAAAAGGACAAUCAAACAACGUGUAGCCAGCAGCCAGAACUGUAUCUUGUGAUGGAACAUGGUUAAAGGCUGCAGAGCAAGAGCGAUGGAAAAGGACAGAAUGAAUGAGAGAGGAAGAUGGCAAGGGCAAAGCCUGAAGGACGAGCGGGUCACAGAGCUAUGGAUGGAGAGAUCCACAGGGUGUACAGAAAAAUAUAAAAACACUACAUGAGAAAGGAGUCAGUUUGAAGUCACUGUGGCAAACACUGCUACAAAUCUGGGUUAUAUUAGUCUGUAAAACAGCUACUGUGUUUGUCAGCCGCCUUCAUACUGUUUCUAACUGUGGAUUGAUUUCAAAUGGUAAUCUCAGUUUUUCAUUUGUCAUUUGUUUUGGCAUAUUCUGCCAUCAUUUUUCCACAAGUCUGCUUGAUAUGUGAACUCAUUUUUGAGUUCUUUGACCAGUGCAAUUACGGUUUGGACCCAGUUGAUUUGUCUUCUUUAGACUACGGUUUGUUGUCUAAUUUUGCCACGAGAGCUUGAGUAGCUGAAGUGCUGCUAAUUGGCAUUCAACCUAAUAUGACCCCGCCAUUGUAACAGUGCUUGUAGUGGUGAUUACAUUCAUUUAGAGUCUUAAGUCCUCUGUCAUGAAGUGCUUAGCGUUGUUUUUCUGCUCCCUGUGUCCUACUGCAUAGGAAUACAAACAGCUGCUUCAAGGACGACGAGUGGACACAAUGUGACGCUCUCAGCAGUAAUCUCGGUUUUUGAAAAAUUGCACUCACCCUAGUUAGAUGUCAUGAGUAAACUUUGGAAAUUAGCUCAGCACACUCCCAGCUUACAUUGUACACAAGAGGCUUUCAUUGUACAUAAGAAUAUAAAUGCCAACUUCUAUUCUGAUCAGUGACUAACCAAACUUUCACUGUCCAACAUUUCAGGCUUCACCUCCUGUAAAUACUUUGAAGCUUACGAUCGGGCCCGAGUACAAAUUCAAAGUUACAGUACACCCUUAGCUGUCCAUGCAUCCACAUGUUGUUGCUAUGAUUGCCAUUAGCAUAGCAUUGGUCAGUGCACUUUCUUUGAUCACUCCCAUCAUUUCUCUGUGCUUUUAUAUAGAAGUCCUGACGUCUUGACCUCAAUACGAGUACAAUAUUUCUGUUCUUAUGCUGCGUUCUUGUGUUGUGUGUUUCUCCCUUCUGUUUUUUUUCUUCACUUCAGUGUUCACUUCAUAAGGCUUUUAGGUUCUCUUGCAUGGCCAGUUCUUGAGGACUGCUAAGUGAGGACAGUUUUGUUGUCUAAGGAGAGCAUGCAGUCUGUUCUUGAUUUGGUUACAUGUAGAUGGAUGGUGCAAUAUAUACAUCAGGUAUAUACAAAUACAUGGACACACAGAUGUACAGUGGGGUCCAAAAGCCUGAAUCCAGUUCCAGAAACUCUCAUUUAUCAAAAACUAGCACAAAUCUUAUCAAAAUAAAUGUGUUUUCUAAUUCUUUUAUAAAUUAAUGCAGCAAGUAUUAUUAUUAUUUUUUUCUUUUGUAAAACAUCAACAUUAUCAGAGCACUGAAUGUCGGAGAUGGACUGUCAUAUGUUACGGUUUGACUUUUUGUUUGAGGUCUGGUAACUACAAUAUCAGCACACCAUGAUAUUUCAAACAGUUUGGUGUAGCUUUGAUUCAUGUACAGAGCCAUUGUUGUGCUGGAAAAUGAAUCUUCUUUGAAACGGUUAGGUAGAAUAUGCCUUGCAGAUAGCGCUGUUACUGCAGCCCUUAAGUUCAAGUUUGAAUUGAGGAGUACUACUGUCGUUUGACCCUGAAUAAAGACCGACUUAAAAGACAA
Larimichthys crocea (large yellow croaker) is the source of this 6470-nucleotide messenger RNA. It is a transcript of the gene adar, whose product is annotated as adenosine deaminase RNA specific. Gene Ontology annotation, cellular component: cytoplasm; nucleolus. Bases 464 to 4558 code for a protein of 1364 amino acids. The record is from RefSeq and is a predicted model, not a curated record. NCBI's taxonomy places the organism in Eukaryota, Metazoa, Chordata, Actinopteri, Sciaenidae. The transcript has 16 exons. Gene Ontology annotation, biological process: adenosine to inosine editing; RNA processing. Gene Ontology annotation, molecular function: double-stranded RNA binding; double-stranded RNA adenosine deaminase activity; tRNA-specific adenosine deaminase activity.